CGACACUUUCAGAUUCAACCCACAUAGAACUGUCCUUCACGCUUCUGGGACCCCAGGGAUGUGUGGCCCGCAAAGGGGCGGAAAGUGAUUGCCCCUGGAUGGGCUCUCUCUAAGAAAAGCCGGGGUCUCCAAGGGAGUGUCCCACCAGAGAAGAGAAGGAAUGAGUGAGUCAUGAAUUUCAGACUGUUGCUGCUGCACUUGGACCUCUAGCGAGAUGCCUGGCAAGAGGUAGGCUCCCUGGGCCACGUGGAUCCUGUCAGCAUGCUUGGGGAGAGCAAGAUGGCUGCCAAUAGCACUGCCCUGUUGUUGGCCACGGGUACCUACAUCACCGUGGAGAUUGCCAUCGGGCUCUGUGCCAUAGUGGGCAACGUGCUGGUCAUCUGGGUGGUCAAGCUGAACCCCAGCCUGCAGACCACCACCUUCUAUUUCAUUGUCUCCCUGGCCCUGGCUGACAUCGCCGUUGGGGUGCUCGUCAUGCCUUUGGCCAUUGUCAUCAGCCUGGGCAUCACCAUCCGCUUUUAUAACUGCCUUUUCAUGACCUGCCUGCUGCUGAUCUUCACUCAUGCUUCCAUCAUGUCCCUGCUGGCCAUUGCUGUGGACCGAUACCUGCGAGUCAAACUUACAGUCAGAUCCAGGGUUCCUGGGACCCCUGGGCAUGGUUUGUCUUUCCGGUUGAAGGUUGUUCACUUCCUUCCAGUCAUGGGGUCCUUCAUUCUGCUCUUCUUGACUGUCUUUUCAGAUGCCAUGGUCAUGGACGAAAAGGUCAAGGAAAGUUCUGUGCUGGACAUGGCUUCCGCUACCUGCAGCUACAAUACCCACUAUAAGGACCACCCCAAAUACUGGUGCCAAGGCUACUUCCGGGACUACUGUACCAUCAUUGCCUUCACACCCAACAGUACUGACCGCGUGGCCCUGAGGGACACAGGAAGCCAGCUCAUCAUCACUGUGUCCUGCCUGACCAAGGAGGAUGCGGGCUGGUACUGGUGCGGCAUCCAGCAGGACUUUGCCAGGGACGACAUGGAUUCUACAGAGCUGGUUGUGACUGACAACAGAGGAGGCCUCACCAGUGAUUUUUGGUUUGGGAAAAACCUAUCAGACAACAAUACCAGAAGCUGCCGGGCUUCAAGAGUGGUCCACAAGGCCGAUCGCUCCAGGAUGUCCAUUCUCAUCAUCUGCAUACUGAUCACAGGCUUGGAGAUCAUCACUAUAAUCAGUCAUUUGUCCAAAAGAAGGAGAAGUCAAAGGAAUAGAAGGGUAGACAAGUCACUGAAGCCCUCCUCACGUGUCCUGACUCCACAGAAAAUUUAUCCUGAACAGAUGUGA
Odobenus rosmarus divergens (Pacific walrus) is the source of this 1323-nucleotide messenger RNA. RefSeq names its product adenosine A3 receptor. Gene Ontology annotation, biological process: G protein-coupled adenosine receptor signaling pathway. Gene Ontology annotation, molecular function: G protein-coupled adenosine receptor activity. Gene Ontology annotation, cellular component: synapse; membrane; dendrite. NCBI's taxonomy places the organism in Eukaryota, Metazoa, Chordata, Mammalia, Carnivora, Odobenidae. The record is from RefSeq and is a predicted model, not a curated record.